Molecule: messenger RNA, 3767 nt
Organism: Trichogramma pretiosum
Lineage: Eukaryota; Metazoa; Arthropoda; Insecta; Hymenoptera; Trichogrammatidae
Gene: Cdc27
Product: cell division cycle protein 27 homolog
Exons: 10
Coding region: 747-3230 (827 amino acids)
Biological process (GO): cell division
Molecular function (GO): protein binding
Source: RefSeq, a predicted model, not a curated record
CAGCAAACCUAUCCUCAAGAUGGACUCUUGAGGGAGAGCUUGAUUCUUGCUCCCCCUUUUAAUUUACGAUAUAUAUUAUAUCUUAUAUAUCAUAAUAUAUACAUGCGUGUACGACAAAUGUGCGCGAAUUGUUUGGUCGUCGUGGUUCAUCGUUGUUGCUGAAGAGGGACCAACGAAAAAAAAAAAAAAAACAAUAAGAAAAAGAACAACAGUGCCAUCGGAGAGUCGAGCGCACGCCUAUAUUAUAUACGAUAUAUCGAGGGGGCAGUUUCGUGUGUAGAUACGUGCUCAGUGCUCCGUUCGCAUCAUCGUGCGACGAUCAGUGUUCGAUGCUGCUACACUGCACGGCAGUUUUCAUCGUUGUGUAGCAGCACCACGCGAACGCGCACGUCUCGGUGGUUACUUGGGUUAUCGACGAGAAACCAAGAAUACGCGUUAGCGAGUCAGUGCAGUUCGAGUACGACUUUUGUCAACACAGAUACACACACAUACGCGCAUAUAUAGCGAUAUACGUUCGCUCUCGGAGAGAGAGAGAGAGAGAUCGAGGAGAGACGCAUUCACGGCGCACGCACACACGCUCGGCGCGGAGCGGACGGGAGCAAAGAGAGUCAGCAGCAGCAGCAGCAGCACGGAGUGUCAGUUGUGCUGCUGCACAACACAGCAAGGGGCCUAUAUACCAUAUUACCACCAACGGGAGAGCCACUCCUCGCUAUACGGAUUUGGAGUCCGGGCAACCAGCCGCAAGGAUGAUCGUCCAGGAACCCGUUCAGGCAGCCAUAUGGCACUGCUUGAACCACUAUGCUUAUCCGGAUGCAAUUUUUCUGGCUGAGAGGCUAUUUGCAGAAGUGGAAAAUGAAGAAACGCUGUUUCUGCUUGCCACCUGCUACUACCGUUCGGGAAGAAUCAGACAGGCUCAAGGAUUGCUGUCAAAAAGAUCUCUUAGCUCGCCGCAGUGUAGAUUCUUACUGGCAAAGUGUUGUUACGAUUUGGAAAAGUAUGCAGAAGCUGAGGCCGCCAUCAUCGGCGGCUACUACAAGCAAUUGAAAAAUUUUGAUGAGAUUAUUAAUCAAUUUGGUGAUGAAGCUUGUUUCUCACUGCAGAUUUUAGCCAAAAUUUACUAUAAAAUGACCAGGACUGCUAAGGGUAACGAGGCUCAUAAACUGGCCUUGAAACUCAAUCCUUUUCUGUGGCAUUCUUUUGAAGAGUUGUGUAAUACUGGUGAAAAAGUAGAUGCAAGUAAAGUAUUUCAAUUAGAUAAGUUAGAUAGUUUAUCUACAUGUAUUGGCUCUGCUCCUGUUUCAUACUGCAUGCAAGAGCAGUCUGAUCUGAUAAUACCAAGCAAUAAUAAUACUCCAAAUACACCUACUCCUAAUAUAUGUAACAAUAUUACACCAACUCAGGGAACAAAUGGUUUACCUAACUCAAGAAUUCACUCAUCUAUUGAAGAGAGUCCACAAAAUAUUUCAAGCCAUUAUAACACUUGCUCUACUGUAUCUCCAUAUGCAAAGCUACCCCGGUAUAGAAGUAUGUUUAGUAACUCCAUGAGCCCUUUGACCCCAAGUUUUGGAAUUUUACCUUUAGACAUAAAUACACCUGAACCUCCGUCUUCACAUUCAUUAUUAACAGAGGCAAAUGAACAAAAAAAUCUAGCAAAACGAUUAUUGUCAAGAAAAGAAACACCAUUGCAGCAAGGAAAAUUAGUUUUUUCACAGUCAGGUAACACAGGUAACUCUGCUAACAUUGUAGCUAUUACUCCAGCAACUCCUGUGCAAACGCAACCUACGCUUCAAGGACCCAAUGUUAGAAGAUCGUCAAGGCUGUUUACUAGUCAUAGUUACUCUGUUAAAGAAAAUAACAAAUCUCCAAAUCGAAGUAAAUUUGUGACUCCAAAAUCACCAUCUCGCAAAACGAAAACAAGACUGUCAAAAACCAAUCUUAACAAAUCAAACUGUGCUGACAUGAAUGAAAAGAAUAAAAAUGAAAAGGAAAAAAGUGAAACGAUCACGUCGGAAAAAGUUGUAGCAAAUACUAAUGCUCUCAAUCAAAAUAAUACUUCAUCAUAUUCAAGUCCCAUAACGAUCCAAAAAACUUCAGCUGAAGGUCUUAUGUCCUUAUUAAGACAGUUAGGUAUGGCAUACAAACACUUGUGUGAAUUCAAUUGCAUGCAAGCUGUUGAAAUAUUAACUGUGCUGCCUGGGCAUCAUUACAAUACAGGCUGGGUCCUGUCCAUGUUAGCUAAAGCUCACUUUGAAAUGAUCGACUAUAAGAAGGCAGCCAGUUAUUUCGCACAAGUCAGAACUCUAGAGCCUGAUCGAACGGAUCUAAUGGAAAUAUACAGUACAGUGCUAUGGCAUUUACAUGCCGAAGUGCAGCUCUCGACCUUGGCGCAAGAUUUGGUCGCGGAAGACAGGAAUUCGCCCGCCGCGUGGUGCGCAACGGGAAACUUAUUCUCGGCACAAACCGAACACGAGACUGCUAUAAAAUUCUUUCAAAGAGCUAUUCAAGUCAGUCCAACUUUCCCCUACGCAUACACACUGCUUGGACACGAAUAUGUCAUAACAGAAGAAUUGGAUAAAGCUAUAACGGCAUUUAGAAACGCCAUCAGACUAGAUCCUCGUCAUUAUAAUGCAUGGUUUGGAUUAGGCACAAUUUUUUCGAAACAAGAACAAUACAGUUUAGCAGAAUUACACUUCAAAAGAGCACUUGCUAUUAAUCCGCACAACUCUGCGAUAAUGUGUCACAUAGGAGUUGUUCAACAUGCCUUGAAAAAGGUGGACCAAGCUCUAAAAACACUGAAUAAAGCUAUCGAAGAUGACCCUGACAAUACCCUUUGUAAAUUUCAUAGAGCAAGCAUUAACUUCUCUAUUGGUAGAAAUGCCGAAGCUUUAAGUGAAUUUGAAGAACUUAAAAAUAUCGUACCCAAAGAGUCACUAGUCUAUUAUUCUAUAGGAAAAAUUCAUAAAAAAUUAGGCAACACUCAUCUUGCGUUAAUGUACUUCAGUUGGGCCACUGACUUGGACCCAAAAGGAGUCAAUAGUCAAAUAAAAGAAGCUAUUCUUGGCCCAGGACAGAACGAAGACGAAUCAAUUAUAACACAGUCAGAUGAUCCAACUAACACUACCGGAGGCGAACAAGAUAUAAGUAUUGAACAAAGUGGUGAACUCAGUAGUGUUACAGUUAGUAACAUGACAAUUGAAGCCAACGGAGAAGACAGCGACGACAGUUUAUGAAGCUUUGGAAUAUUCAAAAUUAUGAAACUAUUGAGUGAUACGAAUGCCAUCUUCAUUUGUAAUGAUCUACCAUGCUAGUGUAUGGUUGUCAAAGACAACCAUGAAAAAGAAUCAUUAACUCAAGAUUCUCAAACUUUUUUAGAACAACAAUAUCUUUAAAAAUCACUAGUAUUGAAAAACAAUUGCAUCUUGAGUGGCUUGGAAAAGUUGCUUGUUUAAGAUAGCAUAGCAAUUAUAAAUUACCGUACAAUGCCUUGUUCAAAUGGAAUAAGAACGGUACACGGAAAUAUAACGUGUGAUUGAUGUUUGAGUUCUUUUUUAUAUUGUUUACUGUUUUGUUAUUCAGACAAACCUUCGUCGAAUGAUGAGAAAAAAACGGAACGCUCUAAAUGAGUAAGAAGAAAAAGAUGAAAUUAGUUGAGUUCUAGCUGAUUCAAUUAUGCAGUGAAGUGAGCAACAGUUUUUUUUUGUGUAAAUGUACAUUAUUAUCUUUGUAAUUGGUAAACUGAAUAUAUUAGUUCAAGUUGUGAAAGAGUG